Molecule: messenger RNA, 4268 nt
Organism: Limulus polyphemus (Atlantic horseshoe crab)
Lineage: Eukaryota; Metazoa; Arthropoda; Merostomata; Xiphosura; Limulidae
Product: ras-related protein Rab-4B-like
Exons: 4
Coding region: 1-495 (164 amino acids)
Biological process (GO): regulation of endocytosis
Cellular component (GO): endosome
Molecular function (GO): GTPase activity; GTP binding
Source: RefSeq, a predicted model, not a curated record
AUGGGGGAGGAGAGCAGAGGAUGCAAUGAGGUGUAUAAAACUUCUGUGGAAGAGAAAGUAGCAUCAGCUUGUGAACAAUGGCCUAAGAGAAUGUCAGGCUAUUACAUCAAACUACUGUGUAUUAUAUGUGCCAGUCGAGAAACCUAUAAUGCCUUGACAAACUGGUUGACAGAUGCCAGAACUCUUGCUAGCCCUAACAUUGCCAUUCUUCUAGUAGGAAACAAAAAAGACCUGGAAGGUGAUAGAGAGGUUACAUUUCUUGAAGCCAGUCGAUUUGCCCAGGAAAAUGAACUGAUGUUUCUGGAGACUAGUGCUCUGACAGGAGAAAAUGUAGAAGAGGCAUUCCUGAAGUGUGGCAAAUCAAUUUUGGCAAAAAUUGAAACAGGAGAACUUGAUCCAGAAAGAAUUGGUUCAGGUAUCCAAUAUGGAGAUACAGCUCUUCGAAGACUGAACCGCCAGCACCAGCACCAGCGACGUCCUGACUGUUCAUGUUAAAAAUAACCAGUAUACCAGAAAUAUGUCCAUUGUUGCAAUUACAGCAAUGUUCCUUUACAUCUUUUCUUUGAUUUAGCCUCAUAAUUUACAGUCUUUAAUGUAUUUUGUUAUGGCUUUAUGUUGAAUAUUAUGAAACUUUUGUGUGUAUUCACAAAUGAAUCAUCCAUAAUGUUAUAAAGCUUUCCAGGUUGGCUGCAUCACAUCUACACAUAAAUGUUUUGUUUCAACUUUGUUACAGUACUGCUGUGAUACAGGCUGUUAGAUUAUGCAUGAAAAUAUACAAAAAUGGCUAACAUUGUUGUAAGGAGAAGAGAAAAAAUGUAGUCAGUGUUUUGGCCAACCUUCAUUAGUGCCAGAUGAAAGUAGUUUGAAUGAAAUAUUGACCACCUAGCUUCGUUUAUUUUCACUCACAGAAAUAUUAACCAUUUCUUUUUUGUGUUUUCAUAUUUUAUCAUGGUGGAGUUGCAUUUUGUUUUUUAACCAUAUUGAUUUUAUAGUAAUAUAUAUAUAUAUCCUUCACUAUAAUUUAAAGAAACUGUGUCAAAAUAUUAAGCAUUGGUCAUACAUUGCCAAUAGCAGAAAUAUGAGCUAUAAUUUAUAAUUAAGAAUUUUUACCAAAUGAAAGUAUAUAAUUCCAAACAAUAUAGAUCUUUUUCCUCAUUUUAGGCCAAGCACUUACAAUAUCAUAACUCGUACCUUAUUUCAUUUUCUUUAGUAGAAACUUGUACCUGAUUCAUCAGCAAAACAUAUAGCCAUAAUUAAGACCGCUGAAAGGUUCAGCUGUUACACUGUUUCUUGCCUCAUACAUUCUUAUAUAGUUAUAAAAAAUCUAAAAGAUUUGAUGGACAGGCUACAUAAGAAAGAUGACAAAAAGAACCACGGUCACUCACGUCUAAGAUUGGACAAGCAGGGCAAAAAGCAAACAAUAGUUGCAGUAAAAAUUAUGAAAUAAAAAAAUUUAAAAUAAGCAUUUUAGAAAGUUUGCAGAUUCUCAGCCCUUUUGUUUUCCAAGGAAAUCUUUUUUUUUUCAAUUUGUUAAUGAACCUUGAAGAAACUUUUUUUUUUUCUCUCUAUUUGAUUAUUAGAAAUUAACUGUUCUGUUCUUGAAGAAACACAUAAGCUUCUUUGUAGAAAAAGGUUUUAGUUUAAGUAUAAUAAUAAAUCGUUAAGAUAGGCAUUACUCUUAAAGUCUGUAAUUAUGUUAAUGUUUAUCUGUCAUUGUCAUGUGCAUGUGAUAAUAACCUAAGUUUUUUGAACUCUGAUACCAUUCUUCCAGUAAAUAUACUGCAGUAACAGCAGAUCUGUUAUAGCAUUCUGAGGUUUGUAUGGACAAGAAAUGGUAAUUACAAUUUAAAUGACUGAAUUUUUAAAGUGUUUAUUAUCAUUAAUGAAUUUAACUUUGGAGUUCAUAUUUUAUGAACAAAAAUAUUAUAGCUUUCCUAUAUACCUCUUUAUUAAACGACCGCUGAUUUUCUGGUACUAAUAUCAAAAGUCUUAUUAUAACAGCAACACUCACAGAAGGAUUGUUAGAAAGUUGCUUUACACAAGUUAUUUAGGUAGAGAUCUUUUUAUUUCUGAUUUCUGUGAACACAAGAUAGUAUUGCAUUAAGUCUUUCAUAAUUCAUCAUAUCCAUGUGAUGAAGGCACCUCCAUGAUGCUGUCAUCCUCUGAGAUUUUAUGAUUGAAUUUAUAAUAAAAUACCAUUCAAUAUUUUAGUAACAAAACUCAGAAAGUUUCAGAUAGUAUUCUCAAGCUAAUUAAUAUAGAAUAUUAGACUUUUCUUUAAAAAAUACAUACUGUCAAUCUAAGAACUCAAGGUAGGUUAUAGAUUUAUGCAUAUACAAUUGGCCUUUCCCACAUCUAUAGCUGUAUAUCUUGUGCACAUCUCUUUAUUAGUAAUUAAAUUACAGCAUAACUGAAAUCCAUUCAGUACUAAAUAGGUGUAAGCUGACCUAGUUAUGUUUGUAGGUAAGUCUACUUGUGUCAACUCCUAUUCUUUAUAGGAGAUGAAAGAAUGGAAGAAACAUACAUCUGCAUUGUACAUCCAAUUAUAAAUUAGUAGAACAGAAAAUAAGUUACUAAUUUAGAAAUAUAAAUUUAGUUCUUUUAAGUUAAGCAAAAAUUUUCAAAAAUUAUUUUCAUUAGGAAAAGUUUGUUCAUUUAGAGUAUCACAUAAAAGUAAUUAGAAAUUGACCUGAAAGUUUAAGAUUUUUUUUGUAUUUUUAUUAUUCUACUAAUUAUACUUUGGUAUGACAUUAGUAGUGAAGUAGAACGUUUUCUCAGUUUUAGGCAUGUAACUUUCCAGUUGUUAUAAAACAGAUUAGAUUUAUUUCAAACAUUUAGAGCUUACUAAAAUUUAAAAAUGUAUUUACUUCUAAUGAGCACCAGUUUUGUAGUUUAUGUUUUUAACACAUAGUAUAAUCUUGAUAAAGCAAGGUCAUUAUUUUAAAGGGAAAUAUGAUGUACAAUUAUUUAACUGUUAUUAAAAAUCUUAAAUUUUAAGUAAAAGGUUCAUAUUCUUCUUCAAGAAAAAACAAUAAACCACAAUAAAAUAUAUCAUUUUAGAUAUUGUACAGCUCGUUUUUGUAUCAAUGUAUAUGUAAAAAGUAAAUGUUAAAAUAACAUCCCAUUAUUAUAUCAUAGGAUAAGAUCAACGUUUUACUGCAGUUUUGUUAACAAGGUAAUAGUUUGAAUAUUAAGCUUGUAAUUACUUACAACGAAUAUUAAUAGAAAUACUACUUGCAAGAUUCUAAAUAAACAAGAACCUAGAAAGCUUUAUAUUUACUAUCUUUGUGUUUACUGUAUUUUGUCCCAAGUGAAAUCAACAGUGCUUGAAUGUUUGUAUGUCUAUAUUUAACAUUCUAUUUUAAAUCCAGGGUGUGUGAAAUACUAUAGCUUUUUAUAUUGUGGCAUUUGGUACAAAGAAAAACAAGCUGUGUGAAUUAUAUUAAUGCUUAGAACACCCUGUAUUAACAUAGAACAUUAUUUUCCUGCUUUAAUAACUCCAUGCGAGGGAGAGUAAAUGAUGCCUGUCAGCUAAUUAACAAUUAAAACCUUGCAAAGGCACAACCAGUUGCCCUAGUAAAUUGACUGUUCUGUUAACCAUUAUGUUGAUGUUUACUGCAUUAUUUCUUUUAACUUAAAAUGCUUAAAUAAGCAUUUGAGUGAUAACAUACUAAAUAUAUAAAAUUGUGAAUGUUUUAUAAUCAUUAUAUUAACUUUAUACCUUUGGUUGUAAACCUGGAAGUUAUCCAUAUUCUUGGUUGUGUUGUGGUAUUAGAGAGAGAGAGAGUUUUUAGGAAUCAAGAUGUAACUUGUUGCAUUGAAGUUGAUGUAGAACAAGUUGUAAGAUUAUGUUACAUGAAAACUAACUGUGAGUAACUCUGAGGGUGAACUGUGAUAGAACUUUUUAAUUUUUCAAUGUUUCUGGUCUGUAUGUUGUGUUUUUGAAUAAGUUAGCAAACUUCUGUAAAUAAAAAUUAAUCUUUUUUAAAGUAAAUUGUACUAUGAGAAGAAUUUUAAGAAUUCUGUAUAUAUUUAUAUUUACAUUUAAAGAUCUGAAAACUUAAACUAUUGUAUCCUUAACAUCAAGUUUUUGCUGUUAUACUUUCAUUAAAUAAAAUUUUCUGGAGCUGAGAUACAAAGAUAAAGGUUAUGUGACAUACAUCAGUUUUAACUAUGCUAUCCUGUAUUUUUUAUCAUAAAAUUAGUUUGUUGAUUCAGUCUGAACUCUGUAUUGAAAUAUUUGUAUGACUAAAACAAUUAUUACCAAA